AUGGGAGACAAGGAAGGAUUUAUUUAUCGAUUGUGGCCUUCCAUUGAAUCUCAUCGACAUCAACCUCAUAUUGCGGUAUGGGAUUUGGUUUCCUUUUUACCAAAUGAUGGAUUUCACAUUUACAUGGAUUCUGAGUUGGGACAUUACAAAACAGCAACACUUUUAAAUGAAAAUUCCUUCAAAUUUAUCAUGAAAUGCAACUCUUCGAGUUUGGAAGGGGGAUGUAAAGAAAAGCUGAAGGAAACAAAGUUGUCAGAAGGUUCUUACACUUCAUUGACAGAUGGCCAAAUUGUGGCGAUCACUUACAAAAUGUCGACGGAGUCUCGAGUGAAUUUUCUAACGAAUGAAACUUCACUCGAUCCAGAGCAAGUUGAAGGAAACCAAAUUCCAAAAGUCAUUGAUCUCUUUGACAAGAGGCUAGUGUAUGCCAACGAAAGUGAUCAAUAUUCGCUUUUGUACAGUGAGUACAGUCCACUAAAGUUGACCAACUUGACACAAGCAAUAUGGAUGGGAAUAUUUAAGAUAAUCCUUUCCAAUGCUCAUAUUUAUGCUAUUGUCAUGUUUCAAAACAGAAAAUGA
Messenger RNA from Naegleria fowleri, 579 nucleotides. RefSeq lists its product as uncharacterized. The coding region runs from base 1 to 579 and encodes 192 amino acids. Lineage: Eukaryota; Heterolobosea; Eutetramitea; Acrasida; Naegleriidae. The record is from RefSeq and is a predicted model, not a curated record. The transcript has a single exon.